CUGAGCGGCGACGUAGCAGCCACCAAUCCAGGAGUGCGGCCACCUUCCCGAAAAAGUCCUUGAAUUCGCUGCCAUGAGCAUCAGUCAAGAGUUGUGGCCCAUCUAGGCAGCACAACGUGACCUCUAUACUCCUCUCGGAAUGCUGAGUGAGGAUUGCAGAAACUUCUUGGAGAGUUACCAGCCUGCUGCUCAAUAAACCACUCUUCCUCUGAUUGCCUAUGGUUUUCAUAGAGUGUAACACACUGAUAUCACACAUUUAAAAUGGAUUUGGAUGAGGAUAACAAAGUUAAAAUGGAACUAGAUGAAGAUACAGUUGAAACUGAUGUGGAUGGUGAUGGUAAAGUUGAAAUGUGUGAGGAUGAAAAACCAAGAAUAUUAAACAUUACAAUAAGUCAUGGACGCGCACAUCUAUGGAAUUCUGAAGACGUACUUUAUGCAAGAACUAAACAUCGGAUUGUGGGCGUCAUGGUUGGUUCGUUGCCACGGCAUCCUCACCAAACAGCUGUUUUAGGCUUGCCUCUGCAGCUCAUGCCAGAAGAGGUAACCCUCUUGAUGGAGAAAGGUUUUGGGAAACCUGUCUUAUAUGCAGAAUUUACCAGCCCUCCAACACAAGACUUGGCAGAUGAAUUUCAGGAGGAGCGUCGAAAAUGUUACGAAGACCAGAUAGAUGUUGCUUUCAGGCAGAGGAGACAGGAAAUUGAAACAAAUGCUGAAAAAAUACUUAAAGGAAAGCUGAAAAAGUUAGAAAAGCAAAAUGUGCCUAACCCAGGAUUGACAAAAGAGAAAGUAAUAGAAAUGGAGUGUGAUAAAAUACAGAGGCUACCAGAGCAUCACCAGCUUAUUCAGAUAUUCACGGAACAUCCAAUGAUUGAGCGUUUUAAACCCAUUGAUGUUCGUUGGUCUUAUCCAAUAAGUCAUUGGGAGAAAUUAAGGUACAGUGUAUACAAGGACCUUUGGGACCGCGGGUAUUAUAUUACAUCUGGUACAAAGUUUGGAGGUGACUUCUUGCUGUAUGGUGGAGAUCCGAUUCUCUUCCAUGCUACAUUUAUAGUAAAGUGCGUCAAUAAAUUCAAGGAUGUAAGUAAUUGUGAUCUAAUGACCAUGAGUCGGUUAGCCAAUGCUACAAAGAAAACUCUGGUUCUUGCUUCCUGCGAAGGAAGUAAACCUUGUUACAGAUCUCUCCAGUUGGUAGAGGACAAGUUAAUUGCUGAUCAGUUUUGGCAACACGAUGAGGCAUUACAUUCGUGAAAAAAGUGUAAUCUUUGUCAUUGUAUAUACAGUGCUCUGUUUUUAUAAAUUACUAUAUACAGAUGAGGUUGAUAUGUCCUUAUGGUUGGUGUUUGCUUUGUGGAGACUAAAUCUAGAGAUUGUUUUGAACAAAUUAUGAUUUAUGUUUUUAUUUUGAAUGUGGUGCCAAGCUCAAUUAACUCUGAAGGUAGUUAUAUAAGAAUGGAAAAUGAAAUAGGAAAUCAGUCAAUCUGUAUAAUUUAUUUCUCAAUUUGUAAACAUUGUUACAACACUUUCUACAACAUUCUCUGUUAUUAUGUAUUUCAGUUUUACUAUGCUUCAUUUAUAGAAGUUGACUGCCUUAGAGUAAAGUUUUGCAUCAGUUCCCAACUCCAGACAUGUUUCUCCCGUAUUUUCCCCAUCAAAAUAGCUGUAGGUGCUUCCAUUGUACCAGUUAUUAUUGCUUCUUUUUGUCAUUCUUCUGUCUUCUCAUUUUCAUUUAAUCUUCAGAAUGGACCUUUAGUUCAUCUGAUCAGCUAUUUGCAUACUGCGCCUCGUAAUUAAAAGUGGUAUUGUUCUUUUGUCAAAAUAAGUUUUUUCCCCCCUCUCCUUUCUUCAAAUUCCUUUCUGGCCUACAUUCAUUUCACUUUGUACGCAUGUAAUCCCUUAUCCAAUGUGUGAGCUCCAAAAAAUGUCAUUUCAUGCAUGAAAGUGUUGUUAUCCAACUCUUGUGGUGCCAAAGCUUACAGAAAAGUAUGAUUAAAGUUAAUAUGUCUGCUACUUUCUUGGUUUUUACCAACUGAAAUACAAUAUUUAUUGUUCAAAAUGAAUAGUAUUUGUUGUCUGUGAAAUAUGUAUUGUUCUCUGGAAUGAAAACAAAGAAGCUGGUUUAUUUUGUUUGUGUCACUAGGAAACUGCACUGAAGAUGAGGUUAGUUACAGAAAUAGACUGGAAGAACUCAGGUAUUACACAAAACUGUAUUAUAGAGAUUUCAGGCGGCUUGGUGUGUGUGAAGGUUCUAUAAUCAAAAUAUAAAGAGAGCUUGAGAUUGUCAGCAUUUUCAGGGUGAGACUCAAAACUUUACUUCAGAAGUGCAGUGAUAUGAAGGAGCAAUUUUUACUUCAAGAUACAGUACAAUGACACAGUUUCUUCAGUUCCCAAGCUAGGGUGAUGUAAAUAAGGACAGUAUGAUUAUAUCAAAAUUAUCUUUCAAUUGUGGUAUGACAGUGCUUUUCAUUCAUACUCAGAAAGCUUGAAUGCAUAUGAAUUAGGUUUAUUAUUCAUUAUUACCCAUGAGUAUUGUCAGGUCUUUGUGAUGCAUUUGUAUGUGGACUAGAAUGGUGUUACUAGCUGUGUGAGUUGUAAAGUUUUCUAAUAAAGGUAGCAUCAUUUAAGCCAAAA
Messenger RNA from Macrobrachium nipponense, 2628 nucleotides. RefSeq names its product tRNA-splicing endonuclease subunit Sen34-like. NCBI's taxonomy places the organism in Eukaryota, Metazoa, Arthropoda, Malacostraca, Decapoda, Palaemonidae. Bases 262 to 1248 code for a protein of 328 amino acids. The record is from RefSeq and is a predicted model, not a curated record. Gene Ontology annotation, molecular function: tRNA-intron lyase activity; nucleic acid binding. Gene Ontology annotation, biological process: tRNA-type intron splice site recognition and cleavage; tRNA splicing, via endonucleolytic cleavage and ligation. The transcript is spliced from 2 exons.